Molecule: messenger RNA, 2196 nt
Organism: Thlaspi arvense
Lineage: Eukaryota; Viridiplantae; Streptophyta; Magnoliopsida; Brassicales; Brassicaceae
Source: the annotation of a GenBank genome assembly
AUGGACGCUGAUUACGAAGGAUUCUCCAUCAGAGAGUACACGCGUAACAUAAGGAGUGUUGAGUUGCGGAAAUGCUGGCCCUUCCCCGGAGAGGCUACCGGAGAUCUUAUUCAGUCGCUUCUUCCUCCGUUGACUGUUGCCAAGUUCCGCUGGUGGUCUCAUGAGCUAGCUUCGCUGCUUACGAAAUCCCCGGUGACGCCGGAUGAUUCCGAGUCGGCUUUUCGGCGGAAGGCCAAGGCAAAGUCUAGUCCGUGUAAGAAACGCUCCAUCGUCGAGAUUUUUGCGGAGGCGCCGCAGAUCCAAGUAGCACUCAGGGAAGACGAAAGAGAUGACUCAGACGGUUCAAAGAGAAAGAGAAAGAGAAUGAAUGAUGUCGUGCUGCAGAAGAAGAUUAAAGGCAAGAAGCCCAAAGAUUCGACAGGGGAGGAAAUAUUUCAGAUUUCUCCCAAAUCAGUCACUCAAGAUUGGGAUUCUGAGUUCCAGAUUCCUGGAAUCUUAAAGGCUAAAAGGAAAGUCUGCUCCUUGAGGAGUCCUGAUAAGUCCAGUAUCGAUGAUUCUCGGCAUGUCGGUUUCUCUGAUCCAAGUGAGAUAUUCUCUCAUUUCUUCUCUGUAGAACUCUGCUGCUCGCAAAUGAAUCGGUUAAGUCUCUUUUCCGCCGAGGAUCAAUCAUCAUCUGGGAAUGACAAGAAAAGGAAGGUUAUAUCAAAUGAUCAGACCAGUGACAAUAUGCAGUUAGAAUCCAGGCAGUUUCAUCCUGUGGUUUCAGAGAGACGGUUAAGUCAUGCAAGAGCAAAAUCUGGCUUGUCGUGUUUUCCUAAACCACACCUCUCACUGGAAAGAAUUAAGGAUGCAUUGGAUUUGGAGAGACAGGGGCAUGUGGUGGCUCAACCUAUCUCUACUUCGAGUGAGAGCCCUUACGGAAGUUGUUCUUCCUCGUCUCAACUUGAAUCAGCUGAUAUGCAAUGCGGGACAUUGCUCAACGAAUCACCUUUUGAUCCACUUCUCGUGGAAUGGAUGCAACAACAAUCAGUUUUUAAUACACGACAAAGGCAUGUAGAAGUAGAAGAGGCGGUCUCAGGGUUCCCUCUCAAUUUACAAGGUGAACUAGUCGAAACAGAUGGAGAUGGUCGUACACGUUUUGAUCGGUCACGUUUAGGAAAUGGUUCCUCUAGAUCUGCAUCUGCAGAAAAUGAUGCCAUACUCAGGAAUUUAGUGGACUUUUCCAGUGUAAAGAAACAUUCAACUGAGACAGAGAUUGCCAAAGAUGUCGGAAGGUCCUCUGUUCAUCAUCAGAAACGCCAUAACUACUAUCCAGCUAGGUUAGGCAUUGAUGAGACCUUCACCGAGAAAGCAUUUUUCAUCUCGGACACUAAUGAUGGAGAGUGUCAUCAAACUGUUCUUUCCCCGGUUUCUCAAGUCAAUCCGAGGAGCCACACAAUGAAUCUGAAUCAAAGUUUUAGUAGCAGAAAUAUGGUGGCAAACCGUGAUGGCUUGUGUUUACAUAACAGUCAAGCAACAAUGCGGCUGAUGGGCAAUGAUGUUUCUGUUGGCACAAGUUACUCAGAUAUGGUUAGAACAGGCGAGAGGAUCAUAGCACCAGAUGCUUCAAUGGGGAGAUAUACUCAGCAGAGCUGGUUAUGGCGAACCACAGCGCUUGGUAUUUUAGAAAAUCAUUCAACCACAACGUUGGAUAAGAAUUGGAACAUAAACAUGUUGUGUGAUACAUCAAAGGAUCCUUAUCCUUGGCUUUGUGAACCACAUGUCGGCUUGGCUCGACAAGUCAGAACAGCUGUUGUUCCUGAUUCAGGUUAUCCUCCCACAAUCUUGCAUCCGUGUGUCUCACUCGCGUCUUUUCCAUUGGCUGAUAAAGAUCUUUUCAGCUUCCAUGAAUCUGGUUUGGAGCAGCAACUGAACAGUGUCACAUUCAGCCAGCAGCAACUACUACCUUUUCUAUCUAAUCCCGAGAUUAAUGGUCUGCCUUCUGAUUACAGCAAUGUCGGUAUUGGUCUCUUACCCGAUGCUAGAAACCCAUCUUUAGGUUUGCCUUUCUCGUGCACAGAUUCUACUAGACAGGCAAAGCCUCAUUGGCCACCAAGCUCCUAUGAGAGCUCUCGUUCGACAGAGCAACUAGUAUCUUUGUAUGGGUCCAGGUCGUCUUCUCGCAUAAACGUUGGAAAAGCAAAUAAGCAUCUAUAG